GUAAUAAUUGCAAUGUUUGAAGAUAGUCGAUGGUAAAAAGAUAAAUUUUUGACAGUAGCAGUACGAAAAAGAUAAUAAUUACGAAAUAAUUGUACACAUACAUAUACUACAGUAUUAGAAAAUAAAGUAAUAACAAAGACAGCAUAACGGUUUAAUAGCAUCAAUCGUAUUAGAAUAUGUGUCAAAACGCUUGCGUAUUUUCCUAUUAUUGAUUAAAUGUACUUUUGUAAGCAAUUGGUAUGGUUUUCGACCGGUAAACCGGAUGGUACUAUGAUUUUGAAUCAUAAUGCGUCAUUUGAAAAGAAUUUAUCUUGAACUAAUGCACGUAAAAAAAAUCUAUGAUAUGACUUCGUAUUGGACGUGACAACAAUUAUUCUAAAGUUCUGUAAUCGUACGAUAAAAAAACGUGCAAUGCCUUUAACUACGAUUUAUUAAGUGUCAGCAUAUAUAUAUUUACUAAUUGAAUGAGAUAAUAAGUUGCCUCAAUAGUAAAAAUAUUGGAAAUAAAAAUUGUGAUUUUUAUAACGAUAUAUAAAAAAGAGUAACUACGUACUUGCAAAAUGGGUUCCGAACAAAGCUCGCAGAGCGGUACUCAGAGCACCAGUAACAAUAGAGCAAGAGCGGGACAACUUCGUCGUGGUAAAAGUGUUCCAAACAGCGAAAGAGUACCAGAAGAUACUCCACCAAGAUGUAUAAGCCCUGGUGCAAGCAUUUGUUCUGACUCAGAUUUACCAUAUAUAUCUUACACUGUAAAUAGACCUAUCGGAGAUUCUCCAAAAAUGAGCAACAAACAGUUACAGUUGUACAGAGGAAAAAGCUUAGGUGCACAGGAUAUAUCGAGGAGGAGAAACAGUUUGAGUAGUCAUAGAAAACCAUUGUCCGACAAACUUCACAAUAUUGUCGUUGUAAAGCCAGCUGCAUCGGAUCCUAGCACCGAAAAAGAUCCAGAUCUAGUCAAAUUACAAAGUAUUCCCAUGUUUCUACCAAUAAUGCGUGGGACUUUGAAUCUACCGCCAGGAGUACGAGAUCCAGAGGUUCUUGAAAGAUUAGAUCCCAUUGGAUUGUUCAAUGUAUGCGCCCGAUAUCAACAUCACCUUAAUACUAAUGCACAGAUGAUAGCUGGAGAACAAGCAGCUCUAUGCAUUAAUCUCGAAGCCGAAGUUAAUAGAAUUUUGGGUCUAGCCGUAGAAAGACAAAAAAAAUUUACCAAGUUUGCGGAACAACUAAACAAAGUACACGAACUUAGCAGACAACUGACCAAAUGUCAUUCUCUUCUUAAUCAGACUUUAGAAAGUCUUGAAACACUUAAUAACUUCUUACCAAUAGAAGACAGAUUAGAACCAUUUGUAUGGACGACAGGAUAAAUACAAAUAUACCAAUAAUCAAAUCUUAUAGGUCAAAAAAUAUUCUUUUUAACUUGAUGCAUUACGUACAAAGAUUUAAAUUUUAGAAAUGCCUACAUAGUUCUAUCCUCUAACUAUAAACUAAAUUCCUAUUGGGAACUAGAUUGGAGUAGAUUAAAUAUGAACAAAUUUAUAUAACUAUAAAAAAUUUGAAUCGUUGAAACAUUUUAGAUGACAAGGUCUACCUACACAUUGUAUUUAAUCACAUAGAUUUCUAACAUUUACACCAAUGUAUAUUGUAUAUAAUGCACUUAAUCUUGAAAAAAAAACAGGGAUCUGUAUGAUACUUCUAUUUUCAUGUGAAUUCUAAUAACUACAAAGAAAAAUACAGAGAAAUUUAAAGAAUAUAAUUAGAUUUUUUUUAAAUAAUAUGAAUUAUGCGCAUAUAUUAAGAAUGAUAGAAUACUGAGGAAUCUAAUUUAUUUAAAAGAACGAAAAAAUCAUUCUCCUUACGACUUCUUAACAAAUUGUUAGAG
This is a messenger RNA of Polistes canadensis, 1879 nucleotides long. It is a transcript of the gene BORCS5, whose product is annotated as loss of heterozygosity 12 chromosomal region 1 protein homolog. The record is from RefSeq and is a predicted model, not a curated record. Gene Ontology annotation, biological process: lysosome localization; organelle transport along microtubule; positive regulation of anterograde synaptic vesicle transport. Gene Ontology annotation, cellular component: BORC complex; cytoplasmic side of lysosomal membrane; synaptic vesicle membrane. The transcript is spliced from 2 exons. Lineage: Eukaryota; Metazoa; Arthropoda; Insecta; Hymenoptera; Vespidae. The coding region runs from base 561 to 1364 and encodes 267 amino acids.